AUGGACACCGCCGUACACAAUAAAUCUUCUCAUUAUGCCGAGGACUCCAAGGAUCAAGAGGAACUAUCCUCGCAGUUUGAUAACACAGUUUCAUUGGUUAGGAAUUAUUCAAAGCGAGAAGGGUGGUCAGGUAUUUUGAACCCCACGGGAGAGACCAAAGAACGGUUCGACUUUUGGGGACCCGCCUAUAAUCUCCUCUCAUCCUCCACGAUGAAAGAAUCUGUAGCACGAUCACAGCCACAGGCAGAGAAACCGCAGUACGAAAACCAACCAGUCGGCAAUAAGUAG
This is a messenger RNA of Psilocybe cubensis, 288 nucleotides long. RefSeq lists its product as uncharacterized. Bases 1 to 288 code for a protein of 95 amino acids. The transcript has 2 exons. NCBI's taxonomy places the organism in Eukaryota, Fungi, Basidiomycota, Agaricomycetes, Agaricales, Agrocybaceae. The record is from RefSeq and is a predicted model, not a curated record.